GAGGGGCUUCCGCUUUGCCAUUCGAGCCAGGAUUCGCUGCCUUCUGCUGCAGCGCCGAUCCCCUCAUGAAUACUGUACUUUCUCUAGGGCUUCGUCCCACAAUCCGGCUCUGGCAAUCUCUCUGUACCUCAACAUGUCCUCCUCUGACACUGCUCCAGACCUCAGGGAUACGUAA
Messenger RNA from Pelobates cultripes (western spadefoot toad), 175 nucleotides. NCBI's taxonomy places the organism in Eukaryota, Metazoa, Chordata, Amphibia, Anura, Pelobatidae. The record is from the annotation of a GenBank genome assembly.